ACCUCUAAACAUAUAAACCAAAACAUGUUACUUUCGGCGAACGAUAAAUUUAUAUUAAAUUUAUCGCUUCCCCAGCCGGCACUGGAUUAUAAAAUCGUAAAUUCGUCGGGAAAUUUUACGUGCGUUCCGUGGUCAGUAGUCUACAAGAAUAACAAAUCGAUGUUCAUUUUUUUUAUAACUAUCGCCCCCAUCGUGUUCGUGAUGGGUUUGGUGGGCAAUUCGUUGGGACUCAAAAUCGCUUUUAGAGAAAAAUCGCAUCCCAAUGUCAUAGUGACCCGCGCUCUGUACUCGGCUAACGUCAUAAAUUUCGUGACCAUGUUCAUAUACCCCAUUCUGGAUUUGAUUGGGGAGCUCAAAUUCUAUAAAUUUUGGACCAAAAAACCUUGGAAUAGGUACAUGGCGAAUUUUCAUUUUCCCAUAGCUAAAUCGUUGGUCAGUUUUUCCUUCGGUAUUUACGUCAUACUGGCUCUUUCUCAAAUGAUUGGCACGGCAUUCCCGGUAAAAUACAAAAUGUGGUUUCGAACCAGAAAUAUAAUGUACAUGCUGAUGUUCAAUUUUAUUUACGUAGUUCUGUGGUUCAUACCGACCAGGUGGUUGUUCGAGAUGCAAAAUAGAAUGAAUGUGUGCGGAGUAGAGCCCUAUUUGAUUGUUUAUUAUUACAAAUUUUGUUAUCCUGACACGAAAAGGGAACGUCUCCUUUGGACAACUUACGAGGCAGCUCGGGUAUUUUUCACCAAAUUUUUACCAGCCCUAGCGAUAUUAUUGGUCAAGAUUUGGACGAAUAGGAUCCAUAAAUCGUUGCUAAUAAAAAGGAUAAAUCGUAAUCUCGACGUAAAUUCCUCAAAUCUCUUGCCACCGUCCAAUAAAUUUUCGGGCUUCUAUAGAAAUUUGAAAGAAAGCGAUAACUCUCUCAGUCCGGAAUAUAGGAUGGCAAAGAGUUCCGAAGGAGAAUCUCAGCCUUCUUCUUCGAAGAAUUUCAUCAUAAGAAGCCCAAAAUUAUACACCAAAUUGCGGGAUAAUAAAGUGGAGAAUACGCUGAUCGGCAUAAUAGGUAUCGAAUUCGUGGUGCUACUGUUUCCGGUCUCGAUUUUUCUGAUCUUCCGCAAUUUUUACAUCAACACGAUGAUGGAUUACGAUAUAGAUGUAGCUUUAGCCGUUUGCACACUUGUGGAGUACCUAUACAUUUCGCUCACCUUUUAUCUCAACCUGAUAUUUAACCCCAUAUAUAGAAGGGGCUUAAUGGAUAAACCUUUCGAACUCGUUAAAUACUCGAAAAAAAGAUAA
This is a messenger RNA of Gordionus sp. m RMFG-2023, 1284 nucleotides long. RefSeq lists its product as uncharacterized. The transcript is spliced from 3 exons. The record is from RefSeq and is a predicted model, not a curated record. Gene Ontology annotation, cellular component: membrane. Bases 25 to 1284 code for a protein of 419 amino acids. NCBI's taxonomy places the organism in Eukaryota, Metazoa, Nematomorpha, Gordioida, Chordodea, Parachordodidae.